AUGUCAGGCCAUACAUUUCUUAAGAAGCGAAAAAGAGAAAACAUGCCUUCAACGACAACCUUCCUAGCGGCACCCAAGUUCUUCCACCGCAAGCGUUCAAGUUCCCACUCGCAAUCUCGCGACGACGUCGAUGAUUUCCUUUCUUCAGACCUCGAACUCUCGUUUGCCUCCAGCGUAUCAAUCAAUUCGCCUUCCAGGGAUGACAACCUUGCCCGUACCCUGGAUAGCGAAUAUGCAGAACCAAUGGACAUCUCACCCUUGCCGCCCCAGAAAACUCUUCAACCUAUCAUCCAGCGACCGCUCGCUCAGACACGCCCUCGUGCUUUCACCACUGCUGCUCGUUUGUUCAACGAUGUCAGUAAUAAGGCAGCCACCGUUCUUGCACCAUCGCCUUCCAUUGUCGAUUCAAACAAGUCUAGCUCCAAACGCACCCAACGUCCCACCCUUCCAACGCAAUGGCUGAUGCCCUCAAAUCCUGAUACUUCUGGUAAUGUUUUCAAUGUUUCUUCUGUUGACGAUGACGCAAUGGACGUUGACGAUUCUUCCUACGCAAAGCAGCUCCCACCUGCUAUCUUCUCUUUACCAACAGAACCCGAGUCAGCUGCAACGAUAACCACGUUCAACCAUUUUUUCUUCGACACCACUUCUCCUCAACGAGAAGCACAAUCCCCUGUGCAUCAUCAAACCAAGAAACGCCGCUCCCUUUCACCAGAAGCUACGCGCUAUCAUGACGACGACGACAACGAACCGUCCUCUCCUAUCCUCCCUUCAUCACCUGCUGCUAGCAAACUCGAGAGAAUGGCCAGCAAUUCCAUUUUGGCAAAGGCGGGCAAACCUACCUUGGAAGGCUUGGGUAACCCCUCAAAUGGAUUGAAGAGACCUCGAAGACCGGCUCUCUCGGCGAUGGUAUACCCUAGCAGUUCGAUUGGGUUGCAGUCUGCUUAUCCCGUCUUGUCCUCCGAGAACAACUGCGGCGAAAAUCAAGUCGACAAUGCAUUACCCCCAGCUCGUCGAGCUUUCUCUGCUAUGAUCCCUCCUUCAAGCUUGGAAGACCAGUACUCCGAUGAAUCUUCCUUCUGUAGUGCAGACAUGUCUUCGCCUGCCCAAGCUUACGCGAAACGUCAGCAAAUGAAGACCAUUCGACGCUGUGACGGCACGGACGAUUUUAGACCGUUGACAGGUGCGACUGCUAUGAUCAUGAAGGAGAGUCCCUCCAGUAAGUUCAUGAGACCGGGGAUACCUGGAUUUGGUGAUAAUGAGGCGCAUGGAAAGGCUUUGCCUUGCCAUCGUGUCUCUGAAGACGGUUUGAUGCGCAUCUCUCCACAGACUCUUGACAAACUUAUCAGAGGAGAUUUUGAGUCGAAGAUACACGAAUACCACAUCAUCGACUGUCGCUUUGACUACGAAUAUCAGGGCGGUCACAUAGAGAAUGCAGUCAACAUAAACACCGUCGCUGCCGUCGAGGAAAUAUUGCUUGGACCCAGUUUAUUCAAACCUAAGCCGUCCGUAAGCGGUGACGAUAACAAGAAGACUGUUCUGAUAUUCCACUGCGAGUUUAGCGCUAAACGAGCGCCCACUUUCGCAAAGCACCUCCGAGCCAAAGAUCGCGCCAUGAAUAAUCAUGUAUAUCCCAAGGUCCACUACCCUGAGCUCUAUAUUUUGGAGGGAGGUUACAGCCGUUACUUCAAGGAGUCCGGUGCCAGGUGCGACCCCCCUGGGGGUUACGUUCCAAUGGAUGAUCCUAAUCACGCCGCUUCUCGAAGGGGAGACCUCGAUCAGUUCAGAAAAGCGAAGUUUGGGCGACACAGGUCUUAUGCAUAUGGAGACAUGGCGAAACAAUCCUCUUCCUCGCAACAACAAACAUCGAAGAGGAACAGUGCUCCCACUGCUGCGCCUCCUCCUAUGUUUGCGGCCGGUCACGCUGCCCGUACCCGUCGAGGAGGCUCGACUUCUUUACUUACGCUUCCCGAGGAUGCCAAUACCACCGCGGAUGGUGACGAUACAGACAUUGAUCUAGGAGAUAGUCCUUGCCCACCCCCCACGAAGACGACGACCCUCAAGUCAAAGAAACUCACCCGAGGUCCUCUUGCUCGCGCCGAAACCUACGGACCUGGGCGAAUGCCCUACUAG
Messenger RNA from Marasmius oreades (fairy-ring Marasmius), 2130 nucleotides. RefSeq lists its product as uncharacterized. Gene Ontology annotation, biological process: positive regulation of G2/M transition of mitotic cell cycle; positive regulation of G2/MI transition of meiotic cell cycle; G2/M transition of mitotic cell cycle. The record is from RefSeq and is a predicted model, not a curated record. The transcript is spliced from 4 exons. Lineage: Eukaryota; Fungi; Basidiomycota; Agaricomycetes; Agaricales; Marasmiaceae. Bases 1 to 2130 code for a protein of 709 amino acids. Gene Ontology annotation, cellular component: cytoplasm; nucleus. Gene Ontology annotation, molecular function: protein tyrosine phosphatase activity.